AUGAUGACCACCGUCACAGCGCAUGGCCACUUCCCUUAUGGCGAUGGCUGGGGUCAAUAUGGAGGAGAAAAUGGUGGCCAUGUUCAUCUUCCUUGGGGUUCCCCGUAUGCGACUGGGAACUGUCGACAAGGUAGUAAUCACGUGGUGUGUUUCCCUUUUGGACGUCGAAAGCGUGACUUGUUAGAACAAGCUGGUCGUCUCGACAAGAAGGAAUCAAUUAACCAAUUUUAA
This is a messenger RNA of Adineta steineri, 231 nucleotides long. Lineage: Eukaryota; Metazoa; Rotifera; Eurotatoria; Adinetida; Adinetidae. The record is from the annotation of a GenBank genome assembly.